AUGUAUGAUUAUGGAUCUGCUGAAUCUAAUGAAGAACAUUAUAAUGGAAGUUUACAGCUCAUUAAAACUAAGGGCUAUCCUGGUGAAGAAUACAAUGUUACUACUAGUGAUGGAUAUAUUCUUACAAUGCAAAGAAUACCAUAUGGCAGAAAGGGAAAUACAAAUGGUACUAAACCAGUCAUUUUCUUACAACAUGGUCUACUUUGUUCAAGCACUAACUGGCUCUCUAAUGGAAUAGAGGAUAGCUUUGCAUUUCUCUUAGCUGAUGCUGGCUUUGAUGUUUGGAUGGGUAAUGUCAGAGGUAAUACAUAUUCCAGACAUCAUGUUAAAUUGAAUCCAGACAAAGACAAACGAUUUUGGGAAUUCAGUUUUGAUGAACAUUCACUAAUUGAUCUUCCAUCUAUGAUUGACUUUGCACUCUCAAUCUCAGCCAAGAAACUUUAUUAUGUUGGACAUUCUCAGGGUACAAUGAUGGGAUUUGCUGGAUUUUCACACAAUCAGACGCUUGCAUCAAAAAUCAUAGAGUUUUAUGCUCUAGCUCCAGUUACUACUAGUCGUAUACCUAUAUAUUUGGGUCAUACUCCAGCUGGGACCUCAGUUCAAAAUGUGAUUCACGGUCUCAGGUAUCUAAAAUCUGGUAAGUUUCAGAUGUAUGAUUAUGGAUCUGCUGAAUCUAAUGAAGAACAUUAUAAUGGAAGUAGUACACCUCCUUUUUAUGAUGUCACUAAGUUAACAGUACCUACUUUUCUAUUCUCUGGCAGUCAGGUGCUAGCUGAUCCACAAGAUGUUGCUGAAUUGAUUCCAAAGAUUCAGGAGUCAUAA
Gigantopelta aegis is the source of this 822-nucleotide messenger RNA. Its product is annotated as gastric triacylglycerol lipase-like. Gene Ontology annotation, biological process: lipid metabolic process. The record is from RefSeq and is a predicted model, not a curated record. Lineage: Eukaryota; Metazoa; Mollusca; Gastropoda; Neomphalida; Peltospiridae.